AUCUCGCUCUGUAGACCAGGCUGGCCUCGAACUCACAGAGAUCCGCCUGCCUGUGGCUCCCGGGUGCUGGGAUUAAAGGCGUGCGCCACCAACACCUGGCCAAAGGUAGAAAUUCUAUCCAAGAACAAAUUUUGGAUUAUGCGUUCAAGUCGGGAAGGAAGAGAAAAAAAGUCUUUGAUGCACCUGCUAGGACCGGGCGAGCUCACGCUGAGGGAACUCUCGCGAGAACUAGCGGGAUCUGGUGCACGGAGGGCGAACGCUGAUGGGCACCUUGACGGCCAAUCAUGGAGAAGUGGGUGUAGGAACGGUGUAGGUUAGAGGUCGUGCGGAAGUUCUCUGAGCUUCCGGCCGCCGGCUUGGGGAAGAGUAAUGGCUAAACAUCAUCCAGAUUUGAUUUUCUGCCGCAAGCAGGCUGGUGUAGCUAUCGGAAGACUGUGUGAAAAAUGUGAUGGCAAAUGUGUGAUUUGUGAUUCCUAUGUGCGACCAUGCACCCUGGUUCGGAUAUGUGAUGAGUGUAACUAUGGGUCUUACCAGGGCCGGUGUGUGAUCUGUGGAGGUCCCGGAGUCUCCGAUGCCUACUAUUGUAAAGAGUGCACCAUUCAGGAGAAGGAUAGAGACGGUUGCCCAAAGAUUGUCAAUUUGGGGAGCUCUAAAACAGACCUGUUCUAUGAACGAAAAAAAUACGGCUUCAAGAAGAGGUGAUGGGUGGGCGGCUCCUUCCUCCUACAUCAAGCUGUUGCAGCUGCCAGAAAAGACACCUACUACCACCAGCAGAAAGAUCGGAGCCCAACGUGUCACCAGAACAGCCUGCUAGAGCUAGUGUCCUGACCCCCUGACCCCUGUCUUCCCUCACCAUGCUGGUGGGGUGGAAGAGGGGUCUUGACAGCUCUAGCAGACUGAAGGAAAAUUGCUAGGUUAGUUCGUAGUUUGUUUUGUUCUAGUUGGAGAAGCAAGGCUCUGCUCUCUACUUUGAUAGAUUCUCGCCACACCAAAAGCUUCAAAACAAGUCUUCUGUCUGCGGCCUUGACAACGAAGCCACUGCAGGCAAAGCAUGGCCUUUCAGCAGCUGUGAUGGCGGUGGUCUUCUGUGACCCUCAGUGUGGCCAGGAGCCAUCAGAACAGUAAUGUGAUGUAACACUUCCCGGGUGGCGCUGGCUUCAUGUUUUUUUCCUUUUUAGAAAUUGGAAGUUUCUGUUGUUCUAAUAAAGUUGGUGUGUAUUUUCUGGUA
Peromyscus eremicus (cactus mouse) is the source of this 1228-nucleotide messenger RNA. RefSeq names its product PHD finger protein 5A (gene Phf5a). NCBI's taxonomy places the organism in Eukaryota, Metazoa, Chordata, Mammalia, Rodentia, Cricetidae. Bases 370 to 702 code for a protein of 110 amino acids. Gene Ontology annotation, biological process: mRNA splicing, via spliceosome. Gene Ontology annotation, cellular component: precatalytic spliceosome; U12-type spliceosomal complex; U2 snRNP. The record is from RefSeq and is a predicted model, not a curated record. The transcript has 4 exons.